ACGCCCCCUUCCACGUCGACCUGCACUCUCGCCAUGUUCUCAACCCCCGGUGAAGCCCGCAGACCGGCUCGCUGCUGAAUUAAAGAGGAGAAGCGUUCAUACGGAGAUCUACUUCGAAGGAGUAAAAGAGGCAUCUGCGUUAGCCGCACAGCUAGUCUCUGCUAGUCUCACCCUGCAACCAUGAACAUCUUCAGGCUGACAGGAGACCUCUCUCAUCUGGCUGCUAUCAUCAUCCUGCUGCUCAAAAUAUGGAAAAGCAGGUCGUGUGCAGGUAUCUCUGGAAAGAGCCAAAUCCUGUUUGCUAUCGUGUUCACCACGCGCUACUUGGAUCUGCUCACCUCCUUCAUCUCCCUCUAUAACACAAGCAUGAAGGUGAUCUACAUCGGUUGUGCGUAUGCCACAGUCUACCUGAUCUACGUGAAGUUCAGGGCCACCUACGAUGGCAACCAUGACAGCUUCAGAGUGGAGUUCCUGGUUGUUCCCGUCGGGGGUCUCGCUGUUCUCAUCAACCACGACUUCGCUCUCCUGGAGAUCCUGUGGACGUUCUCCAUCUACCUGGAGUCGGUGGCAAUCCUGCCGCAGCUCUUCAUGAUCAGCAAGACUGGCGAGGCAGAGACGAUCACCACCCACUACCUGUUCUGCCUGGGCCUGUAUCGAGCCCUCUAUCUUUUCAACUGGAUCUGGCGUUUCUACUUCGAAGGCUUCUUUGACAUGAUCGCCAUCGUGGCCGGUUUGGUCCAGACUGUCCUCUACUGUGACUUCUUCUACCUUUAUGUCACCAAAGUGUUGAAAGGCAAGAAGCUGAGCCUGCCGGCGUAAAACAUGCAGACGGAGAUGGAGACUCCCAGCUGACUUUGAGGGGUGUGGAGAUGACAUCUCGUGACCUUCAACAAAAGAUGCCUGAGACAGAGAGCCACCUAUCGGGGGUAAAAACACUAGUCUUCUUGAUGGAUCUGGUAAAUGCCAACAAACACCAGAGCUGAACAAAAACCCAGCUGGUCCACCUUUUGAAUUUCUGCGUUCAGCAUCUUGCCUUAAACUUCUUUUCAUUGCUGUUCAAAAUAGGAGAAAAGGCUUUUUUCUUUCUUUCUUUCUUUUUUUUUUUUUUUUUUACAUCUGAGGUGAAAUUUAAUUUUCUUUUUAUAAUGUUACAAAUAGGGUUGACUCUGAAAAGUACCUUGUUUGACUUGGUAAUGAAAUGCACAAAUGUACAGUCUUAUUAAAGAGUGCGAUAAAGAGGUAAUGUGCCUGAUGAAGAUUAUGUACACUUUCUCACAGUAUUUCUUUUUACUUUUUUGAUUUUUAGUCUGCAUAUACUGUUCUACAUGUACCGUCUCCCGGAAUAUGUAAAGAUGCCAACAGCAACAGUUAAACGCCAACACGCAUGCAUUUUGUAAAUGCAUCGCUUUCUAAAAUUGCCCUGAACAACAUUUUAACUAUCAAUCUGAAACAUUUUGUAGUUUCAUCUCAUGAAAUGAAUUCAUUUAAUGUCAGCAAUCAGUUGGACAUAGAUAUUAGUGUUUUCAAAUGGUGGAUAUCUCAUUUGGGAUGAAACCUUCUCGUGUGUUUAUUGAUCUUUUUCCCCCUCUGCUUACUGUGUUGAAGGGUGUAUAUAAUGCAUCAAUUGUUUGACAGCUUUAAUGUAAAAAAAAACAUCACAUUUCUGAUGUCGAUCGAGCACAAACUUUGUUUCUGCCUGGUUGAAAACCCCAUUUCCAAAACUCAGCAACACCUUCAAACGGUUAUCUCAAGGCUGAAAUCUCAAUGAAGUCGAGAGUAAAGCAAUAAGGAAUCGCUAAAUGAUAUUUGGCAUUAAAAUGCUUCAGCUGGUUGUCACAUUUCAAGUGUGGACUGUAUGUCUAAUCAAACGGAUUUGACAUGGUGCUGGUCUGUAACCGAGUGGUGUUCAAUGGGUGCAUUUCUAUAACAUUUAAAGGCCUCUUGAAAACUUUAUUGUUUUUUUUUCUAAUGCAAACUAGUCAUUCCUAAAGAAUUAUUUCCACUUUUUAUGUCUUUUCUUUUCUCUUGCAUGAUAUCACCUCCAUUAAAGGUUUUAUGAGAAUCAC
This is a messenger RNA of Cyclopterus lumpus (lumpfish), 2066 nucleotides long. RefSeq names its product ER lumen protein-retaining receptor 2. The transcript has 5 exons. Gene Ontology annotation, biological process: endoplasmic reticulum to Golgi vesicle-mediated transport; protein retention in ER lumen. Lineage: Eukaryota; Metazoa; Chordata; Actinopteri; Perciformes; Cyclopteridae. Gene Ontology annotation, cellular component: membrane; cis-Golgi network; endoplasmic reticulum. The record is from RefSeq and is a predicted model, not a curated record. Gene Ontology annotation, molecular function: ER lumen protein retrieval receptor activity. Bases 181 to 819 code for a protein of 212 amino acids.